CUGAUCAUUCGAUGUGCCACUAGUGCAGUCUGGUGAUCAUGGCGGCGGUGGUGGCGGUUGAGAGUUCCACCCAGUUCCAGGAGGUGCUGGAAAGAGCGAAGAGGUCAUUAGUCGUGGUUCAUUUUUGGGCAUCAUGGGCUCAACAGUGUAUGAAUAUGAAUGAAGUCAUCACUGAACUGGCCAAAGAAUAUCCACAUGUUAUAUUUGUAAAGCUUGAAGCUGAAUCUGUUCCAGAAGUAUCUGAAAAAUACGACAUUAGUUCAGUGCCUACAUUCUUGUUUUUUAAGAAUUGUCAGAAGAUUGCUCAAGUAGAUGGUGCCCGUGCUCCUGAGUUAACUAAAAAAGUGCAGCAGCACAGUGAGACUACCAAGCAAGAUUUGAAUGAACAAUUGAGGAAACUUCUAAAUUCCGCACCUUGUAUGUUAUUUAUGAAGGGAACUCCUCAAGAACCUCGGUGUGGCUUCAGCAAGAAGAUUGUGGAAAUUCUCAAUGAGCAUAAUAUUCGUUUUUGUAGUUUUGAUAUUCUUUCUGAUGAAGAUGUGCGUCAGGGCCUAAAAGUUUAUUCUAACUGGCCUACAUAUCCUCAACUGUAUGUGAAUGGCGAACUGGUUGGAGGACUUGAUAUUGUAAAGGAGCUAGCUGAGACUGGUGAACUGGAAAAAACUUGUCACAAGGAAAUGGGACUGGAAGAUAGGUUGAAAACACUGAUUAAUAAGUCAAAAGUCGUCCUGUUUAUGAAAGGAAACAAAGCAUUGGCAAAAUGUGGAUUCAGCCGCACUAUUGUGGGAAUAUUGAAUGAAACUGGAGUUGAGUAUGAAACGUUUGACAUUUUGGAAGAUGAAGAAGUGAGACAGGGAUUAAAAACAUUUUCCGACUGGCCAACGUACCCACAAUUAUACGUGAAUGGUGAACUUAUUGGUGGGCUUGAUAUUGUGAAGGAAUUGGAAAAAAGUGGAGAGCUUCUUUCAGCCUUAAAAGGAGAAAAUGCUAGUUAGAAUUUUACAAAAUGCACAACCACCGUCAUACAUAAUAUGUCAAUUUUAAAAAAUGUUUGUUGGCAAUAAUGUGGUCUAAAGUCAGGUAACAUAAUAGUGAAUAUAAAUCAUUUUGAUGUUUUCUUGCUUCGGUAAUUCAUGAAUAACAUGGUAGCACAAAGUGAGCAAAAUGCAAAUAAGUUAGAACAGUAAAAUAUUAUACCUCUUUUAUUAUAAUAAAACAUUACUAUUA
This is a messenger RNA of Hemiscyllium ocellatum (epaulette shark), 1227 nucleotides long. It is a transcript of the gene glrx3, whose product is annotated as glutaredoxin 3. Lineage: Eukaryota; Metazoa; Chordata; Chondrichthyes; Orectolobiformes; Hemiscylliidae. The coding region runs from base 39 to 995 and encodes 318 amino acids. The transcript has 11 exons. The record is from RefSeq and is a predicted model, not a curated record.